AUAUCCUUAAGCAUGCCGACAAGUGACCGACUCAAUGCACCCUCUCCGGCAAGGCUCAUGCCUACUACUAUGCUCCCUUCAAUCUCCAGCAUGGCCCGGUAAAACAAUUCGUCCAGGCCUCGUACGAUAUAAUUCCUCUUUCCCCUCCUACCAAUUCGCCCAGCUCGCUAGCCGUGAAUCCUCGAAGCAUCAGAUAUAUCAGUCCCUCUCAACAGACCCGUACGUAAACCUAUCAAUUGAGCAUUUCCUACUAGAAAAUGCCCCGCCAGACUCAAACAUCCUCUUCUUAUACACCAACCAGUCCUGCGUCGUGAUUGGCCGCAACCAAAAUCCAUGGCUUGAGACCAACCUUCUCGCCCUUCAGAAUGACCGCGAACCAAACACUCAAGGAAAUUACGCCGACGGCGCACUCUUCGUGCGCCGCAGAUCAGGCGGAGGUGCCGUCUAUCACGAUGAAGGUAACCUAAACUACAGCGUGAUAUCCCCGCGGACAACAUUCACCCGAAACAAACACGCAGAGAUGGUAGUGCGGGCACUGCGCCGCGUUGGAGCAACGACCACAAGCGUCAACGAUCGCCACGAUAUCGUCAUAUCCACCGGACAGUCGCAGCCUCGGAAGAUCUCCGGUUCGGCCUUCAAGUUAACCAGACACCGCGCCCUUCACCACGGGACCUGUCUGCUUGAUUCUCCCAAUGUCCACCGGUUGGGCUCGUUCCUGCGGUCGCCGGCUCGGGAAUACAUUAAAGCUAAGGGUGUUGAGAGCGUUCGGUCACCGGUGGCGAAUGUGUCGUCUGUAUUUGUGGACGCUAUGAUGCCCUUUUCUAUUGAUCGGGUCAUUGCUAGUAUUGUCGAGGAAUUUGCCCUGAUGUACCAGGUUGACGCCGAUGCGGUCCGUCGGGCGAAGCGCGCUCAUGUCCUUGAGCCGGAGUUAUAUGCUGGUGAUACCUGGGUUGCGGGUGGCGUCGGGGAAGCCCAAGGUUAUGGGGAACCUGAGGUUAAGAAAGGCAUUGAUGAGUUGACGUCCCUAGAGUGGAAAUACACCCAAACUCCACAGUUCACCUUCUCCACUUACCCAGUUGAAGGCGAUCGUCGAGAAAGGCCGCUUUUACCGUCCACUUUGCCCCAUUCUACACGUGUAUUCCUCCGCCUGAAACAUGGCGCUGUCAUCGAAAGCCAUAUCUCGACCUCCGAAGAUACAUCUGUAGCUUCCGAGCAAGCCGCGCGCAUGCACGAGGCUUUGAAUGGUCGUAAGCUUCACGAGCUCUCCCUCUCUCAGUGGCGUGAGAUCUUGCUGGGUCAACUUGGGGGUGGGGUAGAGGGAAAUACUUUACAAGAGCUUGCUAAGUUUAUUGGGGGUAAGCUUGGCUUGGACACUAGCUCAUGAUGCUUUUUAUGAUUGCUAUAUUAAUGUAUUAUACAAAUCUUUGUACAUUAUAACUGUGACUACUAUGGACAGUGUUUUCC
Molecule: messenger RNA, 1464 nt
Organism: Aspergillus alliaceus
Lineage: Eukaryota; Fungi; Ascomycota; Eurotiomycetes; Eurotiales; Aspergillaceae
Product: putative lipoate--protein ligase
Exons: 3
Coding region: 35-1384 (449 amino acids)
Biological process (GO): protein lipoylation
Cellular component (GO): cytoplasm; mitochondrion
Molecular function (GO): lipoyltransferase activity
Source: RefSeq, a predicted model, not a curated record